AUGUCAACUAUCACACUUAGUUAUUUAGUUGUAAGAGAAAAUCCAUAUAAAAAUGUUUUUCAAGUUAUUAUUAAUACCACUCAAAUAAAGACUGUGACAUUAUUAAAAGACGCUAUUAAGAAAAAAAUUGAUGAUAAUGUUAAGGCAAAAGAUCUCAUGUUAUGGAAGGAAGACCUUAGUGACGAAACUAAGGAUGAGCAUAUCAUUAUAAGUUAUAAGAGUGAAAAAGAAUGUAUUCGUUUAGUUGAUGAUGAAGACUUGACAUGUAUAAUUUAG
Funneliformis mosseae is the source of this 276-nucleotide messenger RNA. Lineage: Eukaryota; Fungi; Glomeromycota; Glomeromycetes; Glomerales; Glomeraceae. The record is from the annotation of a GenBank genome assembly.